UUAAAUUUUAGAAAAAUUCUGUGAAUAUAUGCGUCCUGGGAAUGAGCUGGAAGCCACAGAUACGAUAGAAAGCAGUGAUUUUGGAGUAGUAGUUGGUUGGGACCAACAGGGAGUCUCGAUUCAGAAAUCAGCGAUUGGCAUCUCACUCUCCACGAACACACACAGUGAAAAGCGGUCGCCGUUGAUGUUUUUGGGCGUCUUGGUGGCAUAGUAGCGCUAGUUGCGUGACUUCCUCGCCGUUGGCGGAAGCGGCGGCGGCGUAUUCAGGCACGUCCGAUAAGUUCAAUCUGUUGUCUGUCUUCUCUCUGGGUGAACAGGGCUUGUUGAUUGAUGUUUAGGGAAAUUACUAAUUGACAUUAUUUUGUAUUAUGGGCCCUGAUCUAGAACUUAAAGGACGACCAGAAAGUGUCAUGGAAUCUUCAGGUAAUAAGGAAACUGUAGGUGUAAAGAGAAAACAACAAGAUGAAUAUAUGAAAUGUGUAAGUAAUUGUGAGGACAGUACUUUUGAGAUUGACGGCUCAAUGGAUGAAAAAAUUGAGGAAGCAGACAAGAAUCAAGCUGUGGAGAUUAAUAUACUUGAGCAUACAAAUUCUGGUGAUAUUGGAUUUGUUGGAGCUGAAUACCAGGACACAACUGAGGAUUCAAGUUCUUUUGAUGAUACUGUUUCUGGAGUUGAAAAAGGUACGGCAUUGAGUGAUGCUGAAAUGGAGUCUUUAUUGCAUGAUGAUGCUUCAUCAGCAUUGCCAUUUGAUGGACAAAGUGAAAUCUUUCAGAUCAGGAAGAAGAGGCUGACUCCUCAUUGGAGAACGUACAUACGGCCUCUUAUGUGGCGUUGUAAAUGGGUAGAAUUGCAGAUUAAGGAAUUUCAGUCUCUAGCAAAGAAGUAUGACAUUAAGCUUGCAGAAUGUCAACAAAGAAAGCGGUCAGAAUUAGAAAACUGCCCAUUAGAAGAUUCCUGUGCAAAGUCACAUCCAUUUUCUGGUCAAAGUCGAGGAAAAGAAGUUAUGAAGAGGAAGAAAAGAAAGAGAGUCGAAGACACAGUGGACAUAGCAUCGUAUUUGUCUCGCCAUAACCUGUUCUCCUACUAUGAGAGUAUGAGGUCUGCUGCUGAUGCUUCUAUGGUGGAAGAUGACUGGAGCAAGCGUGUGAUUAGUGCAGAGAAGACGAUGAAUGGAAAUGAGAUGGGGGGCAGUGAGGAGUUGUUAUCCCUUGAUUUCGGAGAUGAUAAUCCCAUGGAACAGAUCCUUUUGAAAAUUGAAAAUGUACUCACACAAAUUGGCGAGAUGAAGACCCGUCUCCAGAAGAUAACGAGCAAACAUGGGAUGCUCUCUCCUACUGAUAACUUGGGCCUGGUUGCAUCUGGUAAUGCAUUGACAAGCUCUGAUCAAACUCCUGCUUUUCUGCACAACAAUGGGGAUGGAAUGCCAGGUGGAUCUUCUUAUAAUGCAACUCAGUUUCAACCCAACUAUAAUCGGGAUGAUCUGGUUAUCCCUGAAAAUGAAGCUCCAAGUCACGGACAAGUGAACCAUGUCCCUGAUAUAACCGAAAGCACAGAUCAGCCUAAGGUUGGAAGUUCAUCCAAAAUUACUGGGGAUGGUGGAAUUUUGAUGUAUAAUCGUAGAGCCAAGGGCAAGCUAAGUAGCGCAAAGGAAGCCGACAUUAAGCCCAUGGAGAAGCCUCAAGUCCCAAAAGAAGAUCAAGAUAACUCUGUUCGUCUAAGUCAUCCUCGAGAUCAUGACCUUCCCUCGGAUGAUCAGCUGCCUCCAAAGAUUCGCUCAAUUUCCAAAAUUACUGCAAGUAAGAACAAGAGGAAACGUGGUAGACGGAAGGCUGGGUCGAGUAGGUGGAACAGGUGAUGCUCAAGUUAGAGAAUGGAUCAUUCCCAGAUCAAUCGUUUCACCCUACCUUGAUCAAGCAAUCUGUACAUGCAUAUUCAGCUAUUACACUUCUCCCCCUUCUUUGUUCAUCAAGAUUUUUCUGUUCCCUCAAUUCAACUGCUUCUGUAGAUGCCAUUAGCUUUGGUUCCAUCAUUCUGUGGCUCAAAACUAGUGCUUGUUCAUAAGCGUUGGAGUCGAGUAUGUAAAUUUAUCUGAGUUUCCAAUGACAUUAUUGCUAUAGAGAUAUCCCAUCUGUUGCCUCUAAAUAAUUUGGGGAUGAUGAGCUUCAGUCCUUUUGGUUUGCAGAUUUUGAGAGACCAUGUGGCAUCUAUUAUACUUUCUAGGCACAAGCAGAAGCUGUCAUGAUAUAUAUUUAGCCUUCUUGUUUUGUUUUCUUAUGUCA
Diospyros lotus (date-plum) is the source of this 2280-nucleotide messenger RNA. RefSeq lists its product as uncharacterized. The transcript is spliced from 7 exons. Lineage: Eukaryota; Viridiplantae; Streptophyta; Magnoliopsida; Ericales; Ebenaceae. The record is from RefSeq and is a predicted model, not a curated record. The coding region runs from base 369 to 1856 and encodes 495 amino acids.